UUUGGGGGGUAAAGCGCUGCGGCUUUCCCCCCGGCUUUUUAUGCCAUGGCCGGGCGCUUCCUCCUGCCCUUCGACGGAAGCGAGGAGGAGUCUGAUCAGGACUGGCUAGCAGAGCCGCCCAGGAUCCACCAGGCGGCCGUCCGUCAGCUGCCUUCUCCGCAGCGGUCGGUGGAGCACCGCCGCCCUGGGAAGCAGCUUCUGAGGCAGAGGAGCUUCCAUGCGCCCUGUGCCCAAGAUGAGCUGCAGCUGUGCAUCACGCUGGAGACUCCGGAGGAGGCUCCGCGGCUGCAAGGCCAGGUGGCAGCCAUGAAGUCCUCGAUGGGCGGCAUGCAGGAGCUGCUGCUCGAGCAGUUCAUCGAGAAGGACUACGACGACGACCUUCUUCUACUGACCGCCACGGACCAAGGUGGCAAUCUCGUGGGCAUGAUCUUCUGGCGCUACCUGCGCUCCUCGCACGACGAGUUCUGGCGACACGUUUUGGUGGACAUGGGCAGCGAAGCUUUGGCCCUGCGCACCCCGCCGGAGGCCUGGGUCUUGAUCGAGCUGCUCUGCACCGGCGACGCCUUCCGGGGCCGCGGGGUGGGCAAGCUGCUGCUCGUGGCCGCCCUGGCGUACUCCGCGGUCAAGGACGGCAAGCAGGCGGCGGUGCUGACGCUGGGCCGGGGGGACGCCAACCUGGCGGCGGCGGAGCUCUAUCGGAUUACCACCCACUUCUCGACCCCUAGGAAGCUGGGAUUUCAGCAAAUGCCGGACGAGCUUUUCGUGGAGCCGGAGGACGGCGCGGUUGGGGGACGGUGGGUGGACCCAAAGCACGUGCUGGUGCUCUGGGACAUUCGCCGUGGCUUGCGGCCUCUGACCAUGGACGAGGUCUCCGGCAGCAAGAAGGGCAUCCAUGUGCCCCAACUAGAAGUCGGCCAGGCCUCUGGCGCGGACUUGCGGCGACUGGACUCGGCCCAGUGCCGGGAGGUGGUGCAUCGCCUCACGGGAUGAGCGAGCCGUGUCACGGCUCGAGCGGCUCGAGUGGGGCGGCGGGGCUCCGGAGAGCCGGUUUCAACAUGUGAAGCCGACCAGGCUCAAUGGAGCAUGGGGCCUUUCGCCUCUUUGCAGGUUGGUUUGGAGAGAGAUAUGCCUCAGAUGCACGGCGACGCGACUUAGCAUAGCUUCCAGGCGCUCAAUUCCGAUGCGUCGGCUGCGGGCCCGGCGCUUUGGGUGCGAAAUAAAUUACA
This is a messenger RNA of Effrenium voratum, 1226 nucleotides long. The record is from the annotation of a GenBank genome assembly. NCBI's taxonomy places the organism in Eukaryota, Dinophyceae, Suessiales, Symbiodiniaceae.